Molecule: messenger RNA, 456 nt
Organism: Penicilliopsis zonata CBS 506.65
Lineage: Eukaryota; Fungi; Ascomycota; Eurotiomycetes; Eurotiales; Aspergillaceae
Exons: 5
Coding region: 1-456 (151 amino acids)
Biological process (GO): translation
Cellular component (GO): ribosome; nucleolus; cytosolic small ribosomal subunit
Molecular function (GO): structural constituent of ribosome; small ribosomal subunit rRNA binding
Source: RefSeq, a predicted model, not a curated record
AUGGGUCGCCUUCACUCCAAGGGAAAGGGUAUCGCCUCUUCGGCCAUUCCUUACAGCCGCGCUGCUCCCGCAUGGCUCAAGACCACCCCCGAGCAGGUCGUUGACCAGAUCUGCAAGCUCGCCAAGAAGGGCAGCACCCCCUCCCAGAUUGGUGUUGUCCUCCGUGACAGCCACGGUGUCGCCCAGGUCAAGACCGUCACUGGUAACAAGAUCCUUCGUAUCCUGAAGUCCAACGGCCUUGCCCCCGAGAUUCCCGAGGAUCUGUACCACCUCGUCAAGAAGGCCGUUGCCGUCCGCAAGCACCUCGAGCGCAACCGCAAGGACAAGGACAGCAAGUUCCGCCUCAUUCUCAUCGAGUCCCGUAUCCACCGCCUGUCUCGCUACUACAAGACCGUCGGUGUCCUCCCCCCCACCUGGAGAUACGACUCGGCCACCGCCAGCACCCUCGUCGCCUAA